This is a messenger RNA of Branchiostoma floridae (Florida lancelet), 1690 nucleotides long. RefSeq names its product vezatin-like. Gene Ontology annotation, cellular component: plasma membrane. The record is from RefSeq and is a predicted model, not a curated record. NCBI's taxonomy places the organism in Eukaryota, Metazoa, Chordata, Leptocardii, Amphioxiformes, Branchiostomatidae. Gene Ontology annotation, biological process: cell-cell adhesion. The transcript has 5 exons. Gene Ontology annotation, molecular function: myosin binding. Bases 11 to 1690 code for a protein of 559 amino acids.
UUACUUUUAUAUGACCAUACUUCACCCCUUCAAGUCAGAAUGUAACACUCCACCAAGCAAGAUGGCCGCCUGCACGGAAAAAAAUCCGGCUGAAGAAGACUUCGACGAAGAUGUUGUUUUUGAGAAUUCUCCGCUUUAUCAACAUCUUCAAGAUGUUGGCGAGUUAGACUUCGAAGUUGGGACAACUUCAAAAUGUAAACCUGAGGUAAACGGCCUGACUGGAACGCAAGGGAACCAGGCCUGGUUCAAAGGUGUCGUCAUGUCACUUCUGAGAAACAUCCUCGGAUUUCUCAUCCAAGUUGGAACGUUUCCAAAAAGACUGUUGGCAGAGAUCGAGCAAGAUUACGUAAAGCAGUACGUUUCCUUGUUGAUCCAGUCCAAGCUUCUUCUCGAUGACGAUCACCACUUUCUUCAGCUGUAUGAUCCAGAUACCUUCAGUGGUGACGACGUCGAUACAAACUGGUUUCUCUCAGCAGAUGCUAUGAAACUCGAACAGUUCUCGACACAUUUCUGUGCAGCGCUAGUCCUAGCAACUGCUCUGUUCCUUCAACAGAACUGUUGGUUGGUUGUAACCUUUCUGGUUCUCCCAGGAGCUCUGUGUAUAAUCUGCUGGUUCAUGUUGUUUGUCAGAAGUCAUCACGAGCAUAAAUCAAGCCUGACCCUGUUAAGGACGUGGUUGUCGGAAGGGGAGAAGUGCGUUUCCCUCGCGAGAAAGAGCUUCCGCCAUGUCCAGGAGAGAGAGUUGGUGGCGCGAGGUUUCACAAUGGUACACGGACAGGUUCCCGUGGAGAGAAUGAUCCACAGUCGGCUGUGGCAGAGUCAACAGCAGUGCGUGUCGUUACGAGCGACGCUCGUACGCGCGACGGCGGACAUGAUACAGCAGCACAGAAAGGCGGUGCUUCAGUUGCUGCAAGACUGUCCGCUCAACUCAGAAGUGGACAACACCAACAGUUACAUCAGUGUGAUACCUCUACAGGAACUAACCAAUCAGCUGCUGAAUGAUACAGCACAGGUAGAAGUAAAUGAUGACAACAGUUCACUGAAGUCGCUAAAGAACCUGGUCCAGCUGCAGGCUGACCAAGUGUCCGAGUUUGUCCGGCGACUCGCCCUCUGCUUCUCUCCUUCUACUCACCACACUACAGAACCCAUCCAAGGUCAGAAGGUCAUCACAUCCUUCAAGGAAACCCUGAAGAAGUUGGGAGAAGUCUCAGAACGUGGCGCCAGUGUCUUGGAGAAGCAGUAUGACUUCCAGACGAAGUACGGUGUUGCAAAAGAGCAGGAGAGGAUGUUGAGACCUGAGAACAGUCCUUUGGUGGGUCUCCAUACAGCAAUUCACAGUCUGGGACUACACCUGCAAGUCACCAUGUCCAGGGUGAGCUCCAUUGAGGAUAGCAUCGGUGCAGCUAUGGACGCCUCCCAGCAGGACUGGACAGAACUGCAGCAGGCAGUCACCCAGCAGCUGCAGGAAGUGGAGACACAGCUGCAGGCCUGCAAGGAAUGCUGGGAAGAAGGGUCCAAACAACUCCACAACCUCGACAACGUUGGGUACUCCUUCCAGGCUAGUCUGGCAGCCCAGGCUGUGGCAAGGUCACGUCAGCUGGGCCUGGGGGCAGCAAUGCUGCAGGAGCAAAGCUUCGGGGACGAGGAAACAUUCGGCUCUGGUAGUGAGGAUGAUGAUGAUGGAGACUAG